AUGGGGACCAACCACAGCCCGGUAACAGAGCGGGUGGCGUGGAUCAAAGACAUCCAGAAGCUGCUGAGAAGACCGCAGGAUGGACGCAGCGGCGACGGUCUGCUCAAAAUACUGAGGAGGUGGCUCUACAUGCAGGAUCUCGGCUUGGAAGGCACCUCGCUCAACGACAUCUUAUACAAAAACGCCGCCUUCCUCAACCUGGUGGACCCGAUUUCGCACGAGCUGCUGCUCAGCCUGGCUCGAGAGAUGCAGUGUCCCAAGAAGGACGCAGACACCAUAAAGUCGUCUGAUAAGAUCUGCCGACAGCUGAUCUACCACCUGACCCCGCACUCGAAGUGGCUGAGGCAGAGCAUGUCCAGACGGAAAUCCCAGGCCUGCCUCAAGACAACCCUGCAGAAGAAGCUCUCCAGCGACUCUGUCGACCUGUCCGGCAUCCCUUUGUCCGCCCGCGACGUCCGCCAAGUCGCCUUCUACCUCCAGAACAACAGAGACAGCGUGGUGGCCGUGGACAUCAGCUUCACGGAGCUCCAGGACGAGAACCUGCGGAUCCUCCUGCCUCUCCUCGCCUCGCUGCCCAAGCUCAGCACCCUGGCUCUCAACGGCAACCGCCUCACGCUGUCUAUCCUCAAAGAUCUCACCGAGAUGCUCAAAGACCCCAAGAUGUUCUCCAACCUGGCCUGGAUCGACCUGGGCAACAACGUGGAUAUAUUCACCAUGCCGCAGCCGCUGCUGGUCGCGCUACGCCGCCGCUGCAGCCUGAAGAGCAGCUUACCGACUAUCUACGAGUACACGGAGGGCCAGCCCUACUGCUACCACCUGGAGACCUCCAUCGAGGAGCCCAGCCACUACGAGGAAGAGGAUGAGGACGAGGACGACGAGGACGACAUGGGGAACAAAUUCGAGCUGGAGCCGUGGACGCUGGGGGAGAAGCAGCUCUCCAAAGACUUCACCCUGCACUACUGCGAGAGGUGAUGGAGGCGUUUCCUCUCUCACGCUUUCUUUCAACUGUGGUUGAAAAUGUCGUCCCACGGCACUCUGUUACUUCCUUCGCCCUUUCACACCACGAGCCCAGUCACCCUUCGAAGGGGAAUGAAAACUUGUCGUCCCCCCGGAACACGGCUACCAAGCUAACCCUAAACCAUCUCUGAGUUAACCCACACAAGAUGACAGCGAAGCGACUUACUGUGUUGGUGGAUGGCGCUCUUGGGAACGAGGUGCGGUUUCAUUGGAGGGGGGCUGGAAGAGUUAAUGAACCGAUGCGCGCUCUCUCUC
Messenger RNA from Morone saxatilis (striped sea-bass), 1272 nucleotides. It is a transcript of the gene lrrc75ba, whose product is annotated as leucine rich repeat containing 75Ba. The record is from RefSeq and is a predicted model, not a curated record. The coding region runs from base 1 to 972 and encodes 323 amino acids. The transcript is spliced from 6 exons. Lineage: Eukaryota; Metazoa; Chordata; Actinopteri; Moronidae.